AUGCAGCACGAUGUACUUGUUGGACGUGGAGAUGUCGAGAAGGAGUUAAUAACUCGAUUAACCGACAACGAGGAGGAGAAAAGCCUCUGUGUGAUUUCUCUGGUGAGCGAAGAAGCGCUUGGAAAGACGGCACUGGCAAGGAAUGUCUACAACAAAGUAGACAUUCGGCAGCAUUUCCAAUGCCGUGCUUGGCUCCACGUCGCCAAAGAUUUCACAUACAAGGAUCUGUUGCUUGCAAUAAUCAAACAGAUUCCAAUAUGUGGCGUAUUGGCUGACGUGGAGCUUAUGAGCGAGCACCAACUGUCGGCUUUGCUUUUCCAAAUUUUAAUAGAGCUCUGCACUCCAUUCACUGUUGUUGCGAAUGGAAGCAGAGUCAUCCUCACUACGCGCGACUCUAAGGUUGCAUCUGAGGUUGACCCGUGGGGUCACCCAUUGAAACUCAUGAGGUUAUCUGAUGAGGAGAGUUGCAAAUUGUUCUUGAAGGUGGUAAAUGGGGCAAAUCAUGAUAAUUUGAACAAUUUCAAGGUAGGAAUUGUGAGAAUAUGUCGCGGUUUGCCUCCAACAAUUGUCCUGCUUGGAGGAUUGUUUUCGAGCAUACAACCGAAUGACGAGUGGUCCGGUGUAACUGAUCAUCUUUCACAGUACUUGGGGGAUGAUGAUCAAUCAGUUGAUCUCUUGACUAUCGUAGCUUUAAGCUAUCAUGAGCUACCGUAUGUGUUAAAGCCGUGUUUCCUUUGUUUGACUCUCUUCCCUAAAGCGUAUGAGAUUCCUACGCAAAGGUUGUUGCAGUUGUGGAUUGCCAAGGAAUUUAUUCAAAUAUCAACUACUACCACGACUAGUGUCCUUGAACCUGAAGAUCUGGCCAAGGCAUAUUUGGAAGAACUAGUAUCGACAAACAUGAUUGAAAUAGCCACAUGGAAAGAACACGGAAGCCCCAAAACAUGUCGAAUGUCGAGCUUUCUUUACAAUGUCUUCUUGCCAAAAGAUGAGGAUAUAGGAUUUCUUCAAAUCCACCAUUGCAAUUCACAUGUACAUGAGUCUAAUCAGAUUAUUCGGAGGCUUGCAGAUCAUUAUGUUGGGGUCAAGUCUACUUUGGAGUCUCAUACUCAACAUCUAUGCUCGUAUGUUUCAUUCGAAGCCCAAAAACAAGGUACAUCUAACAGAGAAGCAAAGAACCUUCGACAUCUCUUUAUGAACGAGGUGUCAAUUGCGAAGCCAUCAUCAAAAGAGUCUUCACGGACAAACCUUCAGACCUUAAUGGGCCUCCUGCUUGGUGCUAAGGACCCUUAUGAAUACGGCUUAGAUUGGUUCACCAGCCUUCGGAAAUUGGGAGUGUCAUGCCAUCCAAAAUCAGCAGAGAAAACAGCCAAGUGCAUAUCAGGACUUGACAAACUCCAAACCUUAAGAUUGAGAUCAAAAGAUUGA
Molecule: messenger RNA, 1425 nt
Organism: Camellia sinensis
Lineage: Eukaryota; Viridiplantae; Streptophyta; Magnoliopsida; Ericales; Theaceae
Product: disease resistance protein RPP13-like
Biological process (GO): defense response to other organism
Molecular function (GO): ADP binding
Source: RefSeq, a predicted model, not a curated record